AUGCUGUGUACAGUUCUGUCAAACUACAGGAGUGCCAUGGUUAAUCAUAGUCCACACAACAAGAGAAGCCUUUGUUUUUCUGGCUAUGGCUCUCUGUUGUUGGGGUGGCUGGGUUUUUAUGUGGUUCAUGUGAUCUUCUGUGCUGUGUCAUAGGAAGACAGUUUACACAAAAACAGACCUGCGAUGUAGUAUCUCCCUUGUAAUCUAGUACUUAGUCUUAUGCAAGACACCUAGACCAAUAUUAUGCCUUCUUACAAUCGUAAAAGAUUGUACUUUUUGAAAAUCCUUCCAUUCUUCAUGUCUGUGCGGUGUCUUUGUUCAGCAGAAAUUCAGUGGAGUCUAGAUUUGGUAAUCGUCCAACAUGGAUUCUAUGGGCACAAAGGACUAUUGAUUCUGUUCCCUCAAUACCAUCAAGCUUGGAUGAUGGAAAAUAACUGCAUCCAUUAGCGUAUAUUGUUUACAUGCUCAUUAAUAAAACAUCUACAUUAACAUGUCAUUGAAGGGGCCCUCAGCUGACCUUUUCAUUUCCCCGGAUCUGUACAGUACAGAACAUUUCCUGGGGCCAUGCUUCCGGCAUCCAGGAGGAUAAGGUCCCUAACUGUGCUACAUAACCACCAUCUGGAGGGCAUUACCCAGCAUACUGAAUGAACUGCCUUGAGCUCUCUGUGCAGUAGCAGUACAUGGUAUACCACUGCUUAAAAUCUAUCAAAGUACCCUUCUCCAAAGUUUGCUCUUAAGACCUUCUCCUGAAACAGCCUCAAAUAAACCAGACUUGUUUUUAUGAAGGCCAUUGAGUAGUCAGAUGUACUGUAAAGAGGAAGGUCCUGGUGCCAUGUGGUUUACAGGUGGAGGCUUAAUACUGUAUGCAUUAAUGUUAGAUAAUGGUUAUGAAGAGCUUGUUUCCGCUGGUCAGCAAAGAGAUGCAGUCCAACUCUGUGGCCAGAGUUAACCCUCUGUUACACUGCUACUGUUGACAAUGACAGACUGAAUUCUAACUUGAGGUUUGCAUGCGUUACGUAACUAGAAUUUUCACAUCAAUCAUUCAUUGAUGUCAAUGAGAGAUUUUACAGACAUCAAGUUAAGAUUCGUCAACUUUGUUGAAUCUUCUUGACAGAGACAGAGUCGUCUCAACACCCCCACACAGAUGGCGGAGGAUGGUGAAUCAAUCAAAACAUUUGGAUAAAGUAAACAAGUUUUAGGUAAACUAAACAGCUGUUAAACCUCUACCAUACAGCUCUCUCUCCAUCCAGCAGAUGUCUUUUUCGAUGUUCCAUGACUAAUCCAAACCACAGAGCAGGGAAGGGCCCAGCCCAUCUCAGCCCAUAGGUAGACUCUUCAUACCUGUGGUUCUUUCCACCUAGUCAAUUUGCGCCAAUCAAACAAGAGUACAAAGAGAGAGACAUAAUUUCUGAGUGGAGACACUGGCAUUAACAAAGUUAUCACUCAGUUGGAGUGUCUCAUCCUUGCAUUCUUCCAGGGGUUCUGUUGUCCAUCUCGUGUGGAGCCCUAGCAUCCAUCUCUCUCCAUGGUGUGCGAUAAGACUUCAAAACUAGGUCAAAGCCUGCACUCUACUUAAUAGUACAUUUGUAACAUAUGUGUCAUUCAAUUGGAGAAAAGUAAACUGGAGUGGAGUCUGUUAGACACAAGAGAGUCACACCCUAGUGGUGUGGAACAGAGAUGAAAGACAUCCCAAUACAUGUAUCCGCCGGGUGCUGGCAUUCCCAGGCUUGUGUUUCUCUCUUGGAUCUGAAUUAGGUCUUUGGGGCUGUCUUGCACCCUCAGGGACAUGAAGAUUUCAGGAAAAAGAUUCCCUGAUUGCAAAUCUCUGGGAUACGAUGUAUUUCCAAUUCUUAAUGGUUGGAAAGAAAGAGACAAUUAGUGUAGUACUGUUAAGUCCUCAGUGACAUCUGUCUGGAGUGAUUUGCUGUAUCUCUUAAUAACUGGAAAGAAAAAGUGACAUGGUAAGUUGUUUGUCUAGAACUGCUAAGUCCAUAGCAACAAACAGUAGAGCUCUGAGAAGGAGCAUCGUGACCCAGGGCUGGCUAACUGGCCCAGAGUCAGGUCCUGAAAAUCCCAGAGUCUGAGUGUUUGAAUAUGAUUUACUGACCUUGUCACCGAUCUAGGAACAGCCAGUCACAGGCUUUUCCAUCUGCCUGGACUGAAAAUGGACAUUCUAGUCAAAAUCUGGGAUUGAUUUGCCUUAAUUGGAAUGGGUUAUAUAAGUGUGUGAGAGUGUGUGUUUGUCUUUCCCCUUUUCAGCAGUCUCAGAGAGUAUUUGUCAUCGGUUUAAAGUUGGUGUGCGGAAAGAUCACAUCAGCAGAAAGCGGGAAAUGAUGAAUCACUUCAGAUGUUCAUCCUUGGUAUGGUCGAUGCCAGAAAGGAACCAGUCAAAGAAAACACACUAUUAAGUCCAAUGGUCCCAUUUCUUAAAGUUCCUAUUUGGCUUUCCUCAAACAGGGUAACCCCUUAGGAACAUGUCCAGGUCAGUCACAGACAGAUCCUGUGGACUAAUAGAGUUAUGACAGACUUCAAUCUUAUGUAUGAGUGUCUCAAUGUGAAGAACAGCUCCUGCCUGGGAACAGGAAGGGUUUUUACACUACAGAAAGUUGAAAAGGUGUUUGCGAGACUUAAGAACCACACAAGGAGAGAGAGGGCUGUGGGAACACUGUACACUCAGCUGUGGCCUGAGCAGAUAAAGAGAUAGUCUCUGCCGGCCCGUAUGCAAGCAGAGCCAGAAUAUUGUGUGUGUGUGCACGUGCGUGCGUAUGUGUAUGUGUGUGUGUGUGUGUGUGUGUGUGUGCAUGUGUGAGGGGUGUGUCUGGAGCAUGGCGGGCUUCUUUCUGUGCCACCUUGCUGUGAAUCCUCUCAGGCCUCUGACUGACUCCUGAAUGCUGCUCAAUAGGUUGUCACUUUUUAUGUGGUUUGCAACUGCAAGUUUCGACAUCAUAAAUCCACUUCUGAAAGGUUUUUGUUAUUUGUCUCUGAUAAAGUCUGACAAUGGACUGUGUUUGUGUGUGUAACGGACUUAAGAAUGUACCGUAAGCUCACUCCACAGCUAGCUUGAAAUGUUGCAGAGGGAGCCAUCCAAUUGGUACCCUUUGAGUGGCUCAAACCGUUGGAACAUGGCCAAGGAGGGCAGUCACGUGUAUUAGCAAAGCAGAGGUCCCGAGUUCGAACCAGGUAUGAACCGCAUUGGGGGGAAGUGGUACUCACUAAACAAGCAAUCUGACGUCCAUAACACGCGCGCGUACGUGUGUAUGUGAGUGCGCACGGCUAGAAGUAAUUAUGAGAAGGGAUGUUGUUCAUCCCAAAUGGAAACACAAGCUGCUUUUCAAAUGUAAUUUUUUGGAUGUUUGCAAACAAUUUGACAUUAGGCAUAAUAUUUAUCAUGUAGUUCUGGAUUUAUAAUAUGUGUAUAACACUCUUUGCUUUUAGUCCUCUAGUCUUUGAUUUAUAGUAUAUUGUCUCUUUUAUAUUUAAUUUUAGCAUUAAUCAGCACUGAGCAAAUCAAUCUACAGUAACUGUGUUGGUGGUCUGACUGUUCAGUCCCCAUUGGCUCAGGUCCAGACACACAGAUACAAACACAAACAUGUCCAGGCCUGACAGACCAAGCACACACACACACACACACACACACACACACACACACACACACACACACACACACACACUUUGCCAACAGAUGCCUCGUCAAUCACCCUAGCAGCAACAGACAGCAGCAUUGACUAAUGGCUCUCUUUCUGCAGACGGCUCCUGUAUCCGACACUCCCCCCGUAGCCCCCUGCAGCCCAGUCACUCUGCAGUCGGUAGCCAUUGUCCCCUGAUCCCCCUGAUAUUUACCCCCCUGACAGCCUGGUCAUUUCCACUGGCACACACAGACCUGUCUCUCACCAUUCCACACUGGCACUGUAUCAGCUGGCUCAGCAGAAAAUGUCAUCCCAGUCACUGAGAGCUGACCGAGGUCCCCUAUUAACAAGGGAGCUCAAAAAUGGAAAGUCAAGGAAACAUUAGAAAAAAGGGAAAUGUGCAUCAGUGAUAAGUCUGGGGUCCUGUUACUCGAUUCACACUCAAGGACAGACAAAUAAGGCUAUAGUUUUGCUGCCCUGCAUUCCUGCAUUCGCUAUAUAGUGCACUGCUUUUGACCAGAGCCCUAUCGGCACUAUAUAGGGAAUAGGGUGUCAUUUGAGACGCAACCAAAGACAGACCAUGUCAGACCUCUGUGAAGUCUGUGCAGCCUCCCCCUUACCUCCUAGCAAAUAUUUAAUAAUUGCAACUCACAACCGCAGCAAUUAUUUUAUUUUCCAAGGUAAUUACUUACAGUACAUGGAGGGUAUUUUACAGGAUGUUUGCGAGAGGCAUGCCACUGCAUGUCUUCACAGUAACAGUUAGACUGGUGUGUGGGUGGAUUGAGUUCAUUGCGUUGGGUAACUCAGAUAGGAGGGGCUUGUUGGGACUGGGGGGGGGGGGGGGGGGACCAGCUGUCUCGAGCGGAUGAAGGGGGAUGGUGGAGGGGGUGGAAGGGUUGGAGGGGGAUGGAAGAGGAGAGACGCGUGUUCUGAUAAUGCAUCUGUGAGUACAACAUCACGGAUUGCAAAACACUGCCUGUCUGUCUGUCAGUCUGUCUCUCACUGCCUGGAGAAAACAGUGGCACUCAAGCCCUCAUCCUCACUAGACUAGAGCAACAUGCACCAGAUACCUUAAGACUCUGCAGAUUGAAGUAUACAGUGCACAGUACUGUACUAUACAUGAGUUGUUUGACUCCAGAGGUAGAUAUAAUCCUGACUUGAGAUACUGUAUAUUUUUAAACUUGCAUUCAGAUGCCAUUACCUUGGGUGUUCUAUUGUCCUGAUCUAUAUCUGGCUGAAUUUAAAGUGUAAUACAGUCAUGUUGUUUCUUGUUAUCUACCGUAUUCGCGGAAUCCCUACGCUCAUUUGAGGAUUUACUAGGAAAUGGAAUCUAGAUCAAGUGAUGGCCAGGCCACAUCCGCAGUGGAUCCCACAGGAAACUCAAAUUCCAGCUUUGUGUAUGAUAAUAGCUCACUAAGAUGGCCUGUGGUAGAUGGUGUAUGACUGUGUGUGUACAGUAUAUUAUCUGUGUAACAACAACACAGCCAAAACCGUCCAACUACAAAUAUACAGUAGUAUUAUAGUGCUAUUAUGGUAGUACUAUAGUAUUAUCCCACUGUGUGUAUGUAAAAAAGAAAUCCUAGACUGUAACCCAGUAAGUGUGACAGUGUGACAGAUAGCCUGCUGACUGCUGGGUAGCAGAAAGACACAUUGACAGACAUGUCACCAUGAGCCAAAAGCCAUUCCUCCCAGUCCCAUUCUAUCCACUUGACCCCCUUCCUGGAAUGUGUUCAUUUAUCCGACUUCCAGCCCAUCUGGGAGAGUGCUUAGGGCUGUCGGCCAGGGAGCGGCCUGCUAUUCCUGUGUCAGGUCUGGAUGUCAGGUCUGGAUUCCUGGAGCACUGAGCCCAGGGUGGGGGGCAAUGGUUCCUCUCCUCAUAUACUGUGACUGUAUCCUCAUCGCAAUGUUCCCUGACCCCCCUGCCCUGUCCUGUCCUGUCCUAUUAAUAUCAAGGUCUGGUGUAACCUAGCCACAACCUAGCCACAACCUACCAUAGAUCCAACCGUAUAACUCUAAUCCAUUCUCCUGUUAUUGUUGAUGGAUUUUGUCUAUUGUAGAUUGUGUCAUUGAGAUGGAUGAAGUGGUAAUUCAUUGCCUUGAUAUGUUUUCAGAAUCAAAUCAAAUCAAAUUUUUAUUGUCACAUACACGUGUUUAGCAGAUGUUAUUGCGGGUGUAGCGAAAUGCUUGUGCUUCUAGCUCCGACAGUGCAGUAAUAUCUAACAAGUAAUAUCAAACAAUUUCACAACAUAUACCCAAUACACACAAAUCUAAGUAAGUAAUAGAAUUUAAGAAUAUAUACAUAUACGGACAAGAAAUGACAGAGCGGCAUGGACUAAGAUACAGUAGAAUAUUAUAGAAUAGAAUACAGUAUAUACAUAUGAGAUGAGUAGUGCAAGAUAUGUAAACAUUAUUAAAGUGACUAGAGUUCAAUUUCUUAAAGAGGCCAGUGAUUUCAAUAGGCAGCAGCAGCCUCUAAUGUGCUAGUGAUGGCUAUUUAACAGUCUGAUGGCCUUGAGAUAGAAGCUGUUUUUCAUUCUCUCGGUCCCAGCUUAGAUGAACAUGUUCUGACCUCGCCUUCUGGAUGAUAGCAGGGUGAACAGACAGUGGCUCAGGUGGUUGAUGUCCUUGAUGAUCUUUUUGGCCUUCCUGUGACAUCGGGUGCUGUAUGUGUCUUGGAGAGCGGGUAGUUUGCUCCCGGUAACCUUCUCCACUGCCUGCGGUCCCGUCGAUUUGGAUAGGGGGGUACACCCGCUGCUGUUUCCUGAAGUCCACAAUCAUCUCCUUUGUUUUGUUGACAUUGAGUGAGAGGUUAUUUUCCUGGCACCACACUCCCAGAGCCCUCACCUCCUCCCUGUAGGCGGUCUCGUCAUUGUUGGUAAUCAAGCCUACUACUGUUGUGUCGUCUGCAAACUUGAUGAUUGAGUUGGAGGCAUGCUUGGCCACGCAGUCAUGGGUGAACAGGGAGUACAGGAGGAGGCUGAGCACGCACCCUUGUGGCGCCCCAGUGUUGAGGAUCAGCGAAGUGGAGAUGUUGUUUCCUACCUUCACCACCUGGGGGCGGCCCGUCAGGAAGUCCAGGACCCAGUUGCACAGGGCGGGGUUCAGACCCAGGGCCUCGAGCUUAAUGAUGAGCUUGGAGGGUACUAUGGUGUUGAAUGCUGAGCUGUAGUCAAUGAACAGCAUUCUUACAUAGGUAUUCCUCUUGUCCAGAUGGGAUAGGGUAGUGUGCAGUGUGAUGGCGAUUGCAUCGUCUGUGGAUCUAUUGGGGCGUUAAGCAAAUUGAAGUGGGUCUAGGGUGACAGGUAAGGUAGAGGUGCUAUGAUCCUUGACUAGGGGCGGCAGGUAGCUUAGUGGUUAAGAGCGUUGUGGCAGUAACCGAAAGGUCGCUGGUUCUAAUCCCUGAGCCGACUAGAUGAAAAAUAUGUCGAUGUGCCCUUGAGCAAGGCACUUAACCCUAAUUGCUCCUGUAAGUCGCUCUGGAUAAGAGCGUCUGCUAAAUGACUAAAAUGUAAAUCUAGUCACUCAAAGCACUUCAUGAUGACAGAGGUGAGUGCUACGGGGUGAUAGUCGUUCAGUUACCUUUGCUUUCUUGGGUACAGGAACAAUGGUGGCCAUCUUGAAGCAUGGGGGCAGAACAGCAGACUGGGAAAGGGAGAGAUUGAAUAUGUCCGUAAACACACCAGCCAGUUGGUCUGCGCAUGCUCUGAGGACGCGGCCAGAAAGCAUGCAGAGUAUGCAGACAUCAUGGCACAUUGUAACUUCAGGCAUCACAACUUCCUUUCGAUAGAUUUUUGUGAAAAUGUAUGUUGACCCCCAUAUGUAUUUCAACUGGCGCUGGGCUAUUUCUGUCGUACAUAAACAAACAGAAUGUAACAAAGGCCCUUCAGGCAUGUCUCGAAAGAGGGGUUGUCUUGUUACUGUAGAUACCGUAUGAAUUGUAUCUGCAUGCCAACUGUUUCUGUUCAGAAUGCAAAGUACAUUUCUACCAGCAAUAUGUUUAUUUGUCCCCUUUUUUGUAAUGAUCCCAGGAUAAAUCUAUGUGAACAUCUUGACUGAUCUGAGUCCUGUGUCCCUUUGUUUAGAUGAAGCUGCCGGUGCUGCUGCUGGGGCGUUCAGCUGACCUGAGGCCUGGUGAGUUUGUUGUGGCCAUCGGCAGUCCCUUCUCCCUGCAGAACACGGUCACCACAGGUAUCGUCAGCACCACCCAAAGAGGAGGCAAGGAGCUAGGCCUGAGGAACUCUGAUAUGGAAUACAUCCAGACGGACGCUAUCAUCAACGUGAGUGACACAUACACGUCAUCAGACACACACACACACAGCUGUGAUCUAUAUCAGCACAAGGCAUUUAGUUGUGGGACACAACAGUAGCUCCUCCUUAUUUUCCCCAUUACAUGUGUACACAGGAAGAUGUAGAUCUACCAUCUGAUCAUCCCUUUAACCUGAAUGCUGUUCCUUUUCAGUAUGGGAACUCUGGCGGACCCCUGGUCAAUCUGGUAAGAUAUCAUUUGCUAUUGAUAAGGAUUACAUCUCUUAGAAUGUGUUUAAUGUAAAUCUAUGAGACAUUUGUAGAAGGUAUUUUAAUAAAGACGUCUCCGAAGUUGGAUAGAUAAGGCUAUAUGAAUUCACAUGUAAAGCUUGGCAAGCAGUUACACGUUACAGCUUGUAGUGAUAACACCAUUGUUUUUAUUCACAUACAGUUGAAGUCGGAGGUUUACAGACACCUUAGCCAAAUACAUUUAAACUCAGUUUUUCACAAUUCCUGACAUUUAAUCCUAGUAAAAAUUCCCUGUUUUAGGUCAGUUAGGAUCACCACUUUAUUUUAAGAAUGUGAAAUGUCAGAAUAAUAGUAGAGAUAAUGAUUUAUUUAAGCUUUUAUUUAUUUCAUCAUAUUCCCAGUGGGUCAGAAGUUUACAUACACUAAAUUAGUAUUUGGUAGCAUUGCCUUUAAAUUGUUUAACUUGGGUCAAACGUUUCGGGUAGCCUUCCACAAGCUUCCCACAAUAAGUUGGGUGAAUUUUGGCCCAUUCCUCCUGACAGAGCUGGUGUAAUGAGUCAGGUUUGUAGGCCUCCUUGCUCGCACACACUUUUUCAGUUCUGCCCACAAAUGUUCGAUAGGAUUGAGGUCAGGGCUUUGUGAUGGCCACUCCAAUACCUUGACUUUGUUGUCCUUAAGCCAUUAUGCCUCAACUUUGGAAGUAUGCUUGGGGUCAUUGUCCAUUUGGAAGACCCAUUUGCGACCAAGCUUUAACUUCCUGACUGAUGUCUUGAGAUGUUGCUUCAAUAUAUCCACAUCAUUUUCCUUCCUCAUGAUGCCAUCUAUUUUGUGAAGUGCAUCAGUCCCUCCUGCAGCAAAGCACCCCCACAGCAUGAUGCUGCCACCCCCGUGCUUCACGGUUGGGAUGGUGUUCUUCGGCUUGCAAGCGACCCCCUUUUUCCUCCAAACAUAACGAUGGUCAUUAUGGCCAAAUAUUUAUCAGACCAGAGCACAUUUCUCCAAAAAGUAUGAUCUUUGUCCCCAUGUGCAGUUGCAAACCGUAGUCUGGCUUUUUUAUGGCAGUUUUGGAGCAGUGGCUUCUUCCUUGCUGAGCGGCCUUUCAAGUUAUGUCGAUAUAGGACUCGUUUUACUGUGGAUAUAGAUGCUUUUGUACCUGUUUCUUCCAGCAUCUUCACAAGGUCCUUUGCUGUUGUUCUGGAAUUGAUUUGCACUUUUCGCACCAAAGUACGUUAAUCUCUAGGAGACAGAACGCGUCUCCUUCCUGAGCAGUAUGACGGCUGCAUGGUCCCAUGGUGUUUAUACUUGCGUACUAUUGUUUGUACAGAUGAACAUGGUACCUUCAGACAUUUGGAAAUUGCUCCCAAGGAUGAACCAGACUUGUGGAGGUCUACACAUUUCUUCUGAGGUCUUGGCUGAUUUCUUUUGAUUUCCCCAUGAUGUCAAGCAAAGAGGCACUGAGUUUGAAGGUAGACCUUGAAAUACAUCCACAGGUACACCACCAAUUGGCUCAAAUGAUGUCAAUUAGCCUAUCAGAAGCUUCUAAAGCCAUGACAUCAUUUUCUGGAAUUUUCCAAGCUGUUUAAAGACACAGUCAACUUAGUGUAUGUAAACUUCUGACCCACUGGAAUUGUGAUGCAGUGAAUUAUAAGUGAAAUAAUCUGUCUGUAAACAAUUGUUGGAAAAAUGACUUGUGUCAUGCACAAAGUAGAUGUCCUAACCGACUUGCCAAAACUUAGUUUGUUAACAAGAAAUUUGUGGAGUGGUUGAAAAAUGAGUUUUAAUGACUCCAACCUAAGUGUAUGUAAACUUCCGACUUCAACUGUGAGUAAAGACCUAUGUUUCCUCAAAAGCAGCAUUUAGUAGGUUUUAUUUCAAAACGUGGGAUUUAAUACAUAUCAGUGUAGCUGAAUGAGCUGUUAUAGUGAGAGUGAGACCAGAUGGGAGUGUGUUUGUUCAACGGGGUGUGUGUGUGUUGUUUCUGUCUUCAGGACGGAGAGGUGAUUGGGAUCAACACACUGAAGGUGACUGCAGGAAUCUCCUUCGCCAUCCCCUCAGACAAGAUCCGUCAGUUCUUGGCAGAGUCCCACGACAGACAAUCUAAAGGUACAGAUUACCAAUCUAAAGGUAGGGCUGUGACAAUUAUGGAAUUUUGGGGAUCAAUUAAUUGUCAUUUAAAUUACCAAGUUUAUUGUCAUAAUUGUCUUCUUUUGUAAGAAAAAUGUUUGCGCUUGUAAUGCGUCAUACAUUAAUGCAUCUUUGAAAAGGACCUACGACAUACCUAAUGAAUAUAACUCAGCUUUGGUGACACCCCCGUUUAAAAAAACGAAUGGUUUAUACUGCUAUUGGUUUAAUUCCAUCUACUUGAAAAUAAAGUUGAAACCCCCCACUCCUAGAAUGCAUGUAUUAAGACCAUUAUGACAAUUUAUUUUUACGUUUACGGUUAUUGUCCAUAAUUGUCAGUUAGACGACUAUACAAAUAUUGUGCUAGACCUAUCUAAAGGUUCACAUCCAUGGCUUUGAUCAGGUAUUGCAUAUUAAAUGUUCAAUGUUUAUCAUCUUGAUCAUGCUAAUGCAGUAUUUAUCCUCUUUUCUUUAGGUAAAUUAUUACCAAAGAAGAAGUAUAUCGGUGUGAGGAUGAUGACUCUCACUCCAACGUAAGUUUCAGCCAGCCAGGUUCAUCUUGUGAAUUAAAUUCUUCCAAAUACCUGUGGCACAUUAAACACUUAUCUCUCUAUUUUCAUUGUUCCCUUUCCCAUAGGCUUGCAAAGGAGCUGAAGGAGAGACAAUCAGACUUCCCUGAUGUUACCUCAGGGGCAUAUGUCAUCGAGGUCAUCCCAAAAACACCAGCUGAGACGUAAGUAGUAGUUUACUGAAAAUAGAACCAGAAGUCUGUGGACCGACUCAAAUCAGUACAAACAUGAGCCAACAGUUAAAGUCCUUGACCUUGGAUUAGGAUGGCAGCAUUUGAAGACUCCUUUGGUAGUUGGCUAAAGGCUUCCGCAUGCUUCGGUUCGGCUGGUGCUGUUUGUUUAUCUUGAGACGCCGUAGUCAGAAUGAAGAUAACUAGGUAACUCAAGAAAUCUGUCAUUCAUUUUAAAUGUUUUACAGAGUAGAUCUUAGUCGUGCAAUUUUACAUCUAAGAUUUUUAGUGCAGUAUUUCUCAAGUGAAACAAUUUGCAUGAAAAUGAGUCGUCUAUCAUUGAAUGACAAAAAACACUUCAUUGAAAAAUUUCUGUUGACCAAUGACCAACGAAGGGGCGCAGGCAUCAGCUCCCUAACUUCGUCUUGAGAAAAAAAAAAUGUGUGCACGAACAGCCGAACAAACCCUUGCAGAAGACCAAACGAAACAUAACAAAAUGUUGUCAUACUAUACAGUACCAGUCAAAGGUUUGGACACACCUACUCAUUCAAGGGUUUUUCUUUAUUUGUACUAUUUUCUACAUUGUAGAAUAAUAGUGAAGACAUCAAAACUAUGAAAUAACACAUAUGGAAUCAUGUAGUAACUAAAAAAGUGUUAAACAAAUCAAAAUAUAUUUUAUAUUUGAGAUUCUUCAAAGUAGCCACCCUUUGCCUUGAUGACAGCUUUGCACACUCUUGGCAUUCUCUCAACUAGCUUCAUGAGGAAUGCUUUUCCAACAGUCUAGAAGGAGUCCCCACAUAUGCUGAGCACUUGUUGGCUGUUUUUCCUUCACUCUGCGGUCCAACUCAUCACAAACCAUCUCAAUUGGGUUGAGGUCGGGUGAUUGUGGAGGCCAGGUCAUCUGAUGCAGCACUCCAUCGCUCUCCUUCUUGGUCAAAUAGCCCUUACACAGCCUGGAGGUGUGUUUUGGGUCAUUGUCCUGUUGAAAAACAAAUGAUAGUCCCACUAAGCACAAACCAGAUGGGAUGGAGUAUCGCUGCAGAAUACUGUGGUAGCCAUGCUGGUUAUGUGUGCCUUGAAUUCUAAAUAAAUCACAGACGGUGUCACCAGUAAAGCAACCCCACACCAUCACACCUCCUCCUCCAUGCUUCACAGUGGGAACCACACAUGCAGAGAUCAUCAUUUCACCUACUCUGCAUCUCACAAAGACACAGUGGUUGGAACAUGAAAUCUCACAUUUGGACUCAUCAGACCAAAGGACAGAUUUCCACUGGUCUAAUGUCCAUUGCUUGUGUUUCUUGGCCCAAGCAAGUCUCUUCUUAUUAUUGGUGUCCUUUAGUAGUGGUUUCUUUGCAGCAAUUCGACCAUGAACAGUUAACAAACAGAUCACCGACCAUUUCGAAUCACACCGUACCUUCUCUGCUAUGCAAUCCGGUUUCCAAGCUGGUCAUGGGUGCACCUCAGCCACGCUCAAGGUCCUAAACGAUAUUAUAACCACGAUCGAUAAUAGACAGUACUGUGCAGCCAUCUUCAUCGACCUGGCCAAGGCUUUCGACUCUGUCAACCACCGCAUUCUUAUUGGCAGACUAAAUAGCCUUGGUUUCUCAAAUGACUGCCUCGCCUGGUUCACCAACUACUUCUCAGAUAGAGUUCAAUGUGUCAAAUCGGAGGGCCUGUUGUCUGGACGUAUGGCAGUCUCUAUGGGGGUGCCACAGGGUUCAAUUCUUGGGCCGACUCUUUUCUCUGUGUAUAUCAAUGAUGUCGCUCUUGCUGCUGGUGAUUCUCAGAUCCACCUCUACGCAGACGACACCAUUUUGUAUACAUCUGGCCCUUCAUUGGACACUGUGUUAACAAACCUCCAAACGAGCUUCAAUGCCAUACAACACUCCUUCCGUAGCCUCCAACUGCUCUUAAACACAAGUAAAACUAAAUGCAUGCUCUUCAAUCGAACGCUGCUGGCACCCGCCCACCCAACUAGAAUCACUACUCUCGACGGGUCUGACCUAGAGUAUGUGGACAACUACAAAUACCUAGGUGUCUGGUUAGUCUGUAAACUCUCCUUCCAGACUCACAUUAAGCAUCUCCAAUCCAAAGUUAAAUCCAGAAUCGGCUUCCUAUUUCGCAACAAAUCCAUUUUGUCACCAAAGCCCCAUAUACUACCCACCACUGUGACCUGUACGCUCUUGUUGGCUGGUCCGCACUACAUAUUCGUCGCCAAACCCACUGGCUCAAGGCCAUCUAUAAAUCACUGCUAGGCAAAUCCCCGCCUUAUCUUAGCUCAUUGGUCACCAUAGCAACACCCACCCGUAUUAUGCGCUCCAGCAGGUAUAUCUCACUGGUCAUCCAACAACUCCUUUGGCCGCCAUUCCUUCCAAUUCUCUGCUGCCAAUGACUGGAACGAACUGCAAAAAUCUCUGAAGCUGGAGACUCUUAUCUCCCACACUAACAUUAAGCAUCAGUUGUCAGAGCACCUUAUCGAUCACUGCACCUGUACACAGCCCAUCUGAAAUUAGCCCACCCAACUGCCUCAUCCCCAUAUUGUUAUUUAUUUUGCUCAUUUGCACCCCAGUAUUUCUAUUUGCACAUCAUCUCUUGCACAUCUAUCAUUCCAGUGUUAAUACUAAUUGUAAUUAUUUUGCACUAUGGCCUAUUUAUUGCCUUACCUCCAUAACUUGCUACAUUUGCACACACUGUAUAUAUAUUUUAUAUUUUCUGUUGUAUUUUUGACUUUAUGUUUUGUUUUACCCCAUAUGCAACUCUGUGUUGUUGUUUUUAUCGCACUGCUUUGCUUUAUCUUGGCCAGGUCGCAGUUGUAAAUGAGAACUUGUUCUCAACUGGCUUACCUGGUUAAAUAAAGGUGAAAAAAAAAAUGAAGGGCUGAUUCAUGCAGUCUCCUCUGAACAGUUGAUGUUGAGAUGUGUCUGUUACUUGAACUCUGUGAAGCAUUUAUUUGUUUCUGAGGCUGGUAACUCUAAUUAACUAAUUAACUUAUCCUCUGCAGCAGAGGUAACUAUGGGUCUUGCUUUCCUGUGGCGGUCCUCAUGAGAGCCAGUUUCAUUGUAGCGCUUUUUGCGACUGCACUUGAAGAAACUUUCAAAGUUCUUGAAAUUCUCGGUAUUGACUGACCUUCAUGUCUUAAAGUACUGAUGGACUGUCGUUUCUCUUUGAUUAUUUGAGCUGUUUUUGCCAUAAAAUGGGCUUGGUUUUUUACCAAAUAGGGCUAUCUUCUGUAUACCACCCCUACCUUGUCACAACACAACUGAUUGGCUCAAACGCAUUAAGAAGGAAAGAAAUUCCACAAAUUAACUUUCAACAAGGCACACCUGUUAAUUGGAAUGCAUUCCAGGUGACUAUCUCAUGAAGCUGGUUGAGAGAAUGCCAAGAGUGUGCAAAGCUGUCAUCAAGGCAAAGGGUGGCUACUUUGAAGAAUCUGAAAUAUAAAAUAUAUUUUGAUUUGUUUAACACUCUUUUGGUUACUACAUGAUUCCCUAUGUAUUAUUUCAUAGUUUUGAUGUCUUCACUAUUAUUCUACAAUGAGUAGGUGUGUCCAAACUUUUGACUGGUACUGUAUGCACGAACUGUUCAUAACUGUUUCGGAUGGAAAGCAUGCAAAUGCCUUUAGUCUCUAUUAGUCUCAUAACGGUUGCUAGGAGUUCAUUGUCCUCUGGUCUUAAAAAUAGACUAGCCUCAUAGCACAAUGAAUUAGCAUUUCAUGACCACAUAAAUAGCAUGACAGGGCAGUCUAUCUAGGUUACUCACUCCUACAGAAUGCACUGUCUUUGUAUAUUUUUUGUGGCCACAUAAAAUAAUUUGUGCUGAGGCAGCAGUCUCCCACUGAAGGAAAUUAAUAGCUUUAUUUUUGUCUGGUGGGUAUAUGUGGUUACAAGGGCAGCAUAAUGCGCUUAGAUUUUUCAGAGACUAUGGUCAGAUGUUGUUUCUCACAGUGUCUAAAAAGAAUGUUACUGCCUCUGUAAGUUCAUUUAGCUUUUUUUGGAAUGGGAAAAACUCCCUCCUCGCAGACGUAAGAGGGUCUAUUCUGUGGAUUGAGACCUAAUGGUAUACAUUGCUUAGAGAGUCUUACGUACUGUACUUUAUAUCAGUAAAGUACAUGUCUUUGUUACUACAUGCCCCUAACUCCUCUCUCCUCUCCACAGAGGUGGCCUGCAGGAGAGUGACGUCAUAAUCACCAUCAACAGCCAGCGAAUCACCUCGGCAAGUGACGUCAGCAGCUCCAUCAAGAGGGACGACACGCUGCGGAUGGUGGUCCGGCGGGGGAAUGAGGACAUCAUGCUCACCGUCGUCCCCGAGGACAUUGACCCUUGA
Molecule: messenger RNA, 15303 nt
Organism: Coregonus sp. 'balchen'
Lineage: Eukaryota; Metazoa; Chordata; Actinopteri; Salmoniformes; Salmonidae
Source: the annotation of a GenBank genome assembly